This is a messenger RNA of Rosa chinensis, 873 nucleotides long. RefSeq lists its product as uncharacterized. Lineage: Eukaryota; Viridiplantae; Streptophyta; Magnoliopsida; Rosales; Rosaceae. The record is from RefSeq and is a predicted model, not a curated record. The transcript has a single exon. The coding region runs from base 115 to 711 and encodes 198 amino acids.
CCAAGAGGAUAAUAAUGAACGCACAGAAAUAGACUAGCAGUACUGAGAAAACCCUUCGAGGCUUUGAGCUAUCUUUGAGCUCUGGAAUUGGGGGAUCAUAUUGGAACGAACAAUAUGAAAAUGUCCACACUGAGCAGCUCCCAAUUACACCUCUUGAAAUGCACCGCUACCACUCUAGCAAAAUCAACCUCCUCAUCAAAUCCUUCAUAUCGGUUUCUCAAUCCCAUCUCAUCAUCACAACAAAAACACCCUCCUUCAUAUCCAACUAUAUCAUCCGCAUCUUUACCUGCUAGAAAAUGCAACAUUGGAAAAGCCAGUAGUCCCAAAUGCCUUGAAAAGUCAUCCAAAAUUCCUACACGAGUUGAUAAUGGGAACUUACAAUCAUCCAGGUUUUUGAUAAUGGGAGCUGUUUCUGUAGGAGUUGCGAUGCUGCUGAUGGGGAUUGAUGAUCAGCAAAAGGCAAUGGCUUUGGGACCAGAAGGUCCACUGAUGGAAGAGUUUUGGGACAAUGUAAGGAGAUAUGCACUGUAUGCUCUCACAGUGAGUACAGGUGCUCUCUACACUGUCUUCCUCCCUAUAUACGAGUUGUUGAAGAAUCCCAUCUCUGCAGUUCUCGUCUUGGUCAUUUUAGGUGGAAGUUUCUUCAUUCUUACCCAAGUCGUUUCAGCCAUGAUUGGUGCCACAGACUUUGAUUAUCAAUACCAAUAUUAAUGAUGUCCAUGAGUUUAAUCUGAUGAUGAAGAAUAGGUACUUUUUGAAUCCAUCUAGUUAUAGAUAGAUAUGAAGUCUACUUCUAUAUAUUACAAUUGAAGUUGUAUAGAAGCAAAUUAAGAGCAGUACAAGUUUCUUCCUUAUCUUAUUAAUUCAGAGGAA